Messenger RNA from Polychytrium aggregatum, 1650 nucleotides. RefSeq lists its product as uncharacterized. Gene Ontology annotation, cellular component: nucleus. The transcript is spliced from 9 exons. The record is from RefSeq and is a predicted model, not a curated record. Lineage: Eukaryota; Fungi; Chytridiomycota; Chytridiomycetes; Polychytriales. Gene Ontology annotation, biological process: regulation of DNA repair; DNA-templated DNA replication. Gene Ontology annotation, molecular function: ATP binding; single-stranded DNA helicase activity; enzyme activator activity. The coding region runs from base 1 to 1650 and encodes 549 amino acids.
AUGGCCUCGUCCGCCCCCGUGGUCUGUCCGUGCUGCAAUAAGCCCAUCCCCUCGGCGCUCAUCAACGAGCACCUCGACUCUCAAUGCUCGCUGUUCGUCCAGCCUUCUGCGGCCGCAUCGUCGGGUCCUCGAUCUCCAAGGCAAUCUUGGCUGCCAAAGCCCGGCUCGCCACCCCCAUCUAAAGCCCCUCCCAAGCGCAAACUGACAUCGGCUUCCCAGUCGCCGUCGUCGUCCGUUCCGCCACUGUCUCCAUCGGCUUCGUCCGCAUCAGCACCGCUCAAGCCACCUUUCUCGCCACCAGAGACCCAUCUCCACCAGCAACACGAUAUCGAGCCAUACGACAGCCAGGAGGUCGAUCAAGAGGAGCCUUCUCCCGAUGAAGCUCGGCCUGACCGCACCCCGCCUGCGUCCCUGCCUCCAAAGAAAAAGCCACGAACCAGCCAUGCGCCGCUGGCCGACUUGGCUCGCCCAACCGACCUCGGCCACUUCUACGGCCAGCCGUCCCUCGUCGGCGAUGACUGCCUACUUUCGAGGCUCAUUCAGUCGGGCCGAAUGCCCAGCAUCUUGCUAUGGGGCCCUCCAGGCUGUGGCAAAACGACGCUUGCCCGACUCAUCGGCCGGACCGUGGGCAAUUCGUUCUAUCGAGAAAUGAGCGGCGCUACGCACUCGAUCGCCGAUGUCCGCAAGAUCGCCACAGAAGCCCGGAAUCAGUCCAAUCUGACGGGCCAGCGACCCAUCCUGUUCAUGGACGAGAUUCAUCGAUUCACCAAGUUGCAGCAAGACUUUUUCCUCAAGCCUGUCGAAGAGGGCAACUUUACUCUUAUCGCAGCGACGACCGAGAAUCCGUCGUUCCGCAUCAACUCGGCACUGCUUUCGCGCUGCCGCGUUUUUGUGCUGAACAAGAUCGACCCUGAAGCCAUGAAGGCCAUCAUCAUGAGGGCUGUGCGGCUCAAAGAGGAAAACGCAAUCGGAUAUCUGUCGAUCCUCAGUGACGGUGACGCCAGGUCUGCACUCAACUCGCUCGAGAUGGUCGUCGACUCAGCCAUCGGCUACAAGCAAAACAGGGUUGUGGUAACGCUGGAUCAGGUCAAGCAGAUCCUGCAAAAGACCCACAUGCUCUACGACAAGGACGGCGAAGAGCACUACAACCUCAUCAGUGCAUUUCACAAAAGUGUCCGCGGCUCGGACGAGGAUGCAGCACUGUACUGGCUGAGUCGGAUGAUCUUUGCCGGAGAAGACGUGCUCUAUGUGGCCCGAAGGAUGAUCCGGAUUGCGUCAGAGGAUAUUGGACUCGGCGACUCGCAAGCCCUUCCGCUCGCCGUUGCAACAUAUCAAUCUUGCCAGAUUGUGGGCAUGCCCGAGUGCGAUGUGAUGCUUGCACACUGUGCCGCCUACCUUGCGCGGGCACCCAAAAACGUCGAUGUGUACAAGGCGCUCAAGUUUGUGCGAGAAACCAUCGAUUCCGAGCAGGGCUAUCCGGUGCCAUUCCAUCUUCGCAAUGCCCCUACCCGGCUGAUGGAGCAGAUGGGAUAUGGAAACGGAUACAAGUACAAUCCUGACUAUGUCGGACAGGAUAUCGACCAGUAUUACCUGCCCGAGGAACUCCAUCGGCGAGGCUGGAAGUGCAUGCCCAAGCCCGACACCAAAUAA